AUGGCAGCCGAUGACAAAAUGUCGCUGGUCUCCCUCGCUCUCAUUAUUUGCGCAUUCAUCUUCCUGGCUAUUCCCACCGAGGUAACAGCAGAGGAUGAGGCUGUUGAUCUACCGGAUCGGAAAGUCUCGAUUCAGAUUCCAGCUGGUGACGAUGACAGGAUAGGUGCAAUCCUACUACUCCUGUUUGGGCUCGUUGUGGGAUCCUGGCUGACAUAUUGGUUUACCGGAGAUUCGACGAAGGUCCCACAUACCUUCUUCUCCAAACGAGCCAUCCACAGGAACCAAAGCCCUACCCGGUUAAAAGAGAGAUAUCUUUGCUUUAGGGCUGGUGGUCGGUUAGGAAACCAAAUGUUCGGUUAUGCGUCGGCGUUCAGCAUAGCGAAGAACAAAGGAAUGCAGCUUGUGUCCAGUACCAUACUACGGCAAUAUUUCAUUUUGUCUUCGUCUUUCGAAACGGAUUUGGAUCUCUGGGGCAAUGAGUGUGCUCAGAUGGCAAUUUUGCGCGAAAAUGCGAGCACCUGCAACGCAGUCGACAGCAAAAUGCAGAAAAUAAGUGGAAAAAAGUCCCUACAUAUCUCAGGCUGCUUGAGAUCGUGGAUAUACCUGACUGGACACGAAACGGAAAUUCGCAGGGAGUUCACAUUCAGGGAUUUUAUCCAAAAGAGGGCAAGGAAAGCUUUGGAUGGUGCCCUGCAAGACCACUCUAUUGCUGGACGUGUGCUCGUGGGUGUCCAUGUUCGCCGGGGAGACCGUCUUCACAUUCAUGCGUUGCCUGUACCGGAGAAGAGCUAUUUCAGGAAAGCCAUGAACUUUAUGCGAGCGAAAUUUAAAGGUGCCAUCUUUGUUGUGUGCUCUGAAGAUAUUGGUUGGGCCAAGGAAGCCCUCUUCACGUCUGACACUGUGUUUGUAGAUACCGGUGAAGCCGCUGUAGAUUUCGCGGUGUUGACGAUGUGUAAUCACACAAUCAUGUCCGUCGGGACGUUCGGCUGGUGGGCUGCUUGGCUGGCCAAUGGGACAACAAUAUACUACACGCACGCGUUUCGACCUGACACAGGCUCUGCGCGCCACACAGUGAUGAAAGAGUACAUGCCACCACAUUGGAUAGCCAUGGAUUAGGGGUGACAACUCUCCAGAGUUGGGAGAUUCCGGAGAGAGAAAGAAACCCUUGGAAAGCUAUUAACAAUAAAUAUGUACAAAAAAAGAAAGAUAACAAUAAAA
Messenger RNA from Liolophura sinensis, 1218 nucleotides. RefSeq names its product galactoside alpha-(1,2)-fucosyltransferase 2-like. Gene Ontology annotation, cellular component: membrane. The record is from RefSeq and is a predicted model, not a curated record. Bases 1 to 1116 code for a protein of 371 amino acids. Gene Ontology annotation, molecular function: galactoside 2-alpha-L-fucosyltransferase activity. NCBI's taxonomy places the organism in Eukaryota, Metazoa, Mollusca, Polyplacophora, Chitonida, Chitonidae. Gene Ontology annotation, biological process: carbohydrate metabolic process. The transcript has 3 exons.